Molecule: messenger RNA, 535 nt
Organism: Solanum dulcamara
Lineage: Eukaryota; Viridiplantae; Streptophyta; Magnoliopsida; Solanales; Solanaceae
Exons: 2
Coding region: 104-535 (143 amino acids)
Source: RefSeq, a predicted model, not a curated record
UUUGUAUAUUUUGAUUUCUUCUGAAAAUCUUUGAAAAAUCUUCUAAAUUUUUAUCAUUUGUUUUCUUCUGUAAAUCUUUCUGUUUUUGUUUCUCAUUCCUUCAAUGGAAUCUGUUCAUGGUCUCAAACAGUCCACUAAAAAUCAACGAAUUCUUGUUUCUCCUGGUUCUGAUUCGUCUUGGGAAGGUUACGACGAAGUUAGAUCCAAACAUCGUAACGAUCCAACAGUGAUGAAUAAGCUACGUGAGAAAUUGAAGUCGAAAGCUAUAGUUAAACAUGCACCCAAAGAAAUAGACAACAAGAUUGAAGGGGUUACAACACGCCCUAAUCUCCCAAAGGGAAUGAAAUACGUCAUCAAGAAGAUCCCGUCCCACCCAUUGAGAUUCGGAACGACAUAUAGGGCUAAUUUUCUUGAUGAUUUUGAAUCAUCAAUAGGUGGAGAUAUUGUUGUCAGAAGGCCAUGGAUGGUUGUGUUAGCGAUAACGACGAUCCAAAAAAAACUAGGAGAGACAUCUCUCCAAACCAAAGAGAACUGA